Molecule: messenger RNA, 547 nt
Organism: Alosa alosa (allis shad)
Lineage: Eukaryota; Metazoa; Chordata; Actinopteri; Clupeiformes; Clupeidae
Product: paralemmin-3-like
Exons: 7
Coding region: 128-547 (139 amino acids)
Source: RefSeq, a predicted model, not a curated record
CCAGAUAAAGAGAAAUUCCUGAAGUUGCGUUAUAGCUCAGUGAACAUACGGAGUUGAACACCCUUUGGAUUAAAAAUACAUUGCUUUAAUAGUUUGACAGCUGCUGAAGGGGUGACGCAGAAUCAGGAUGGAUGAAGCAGAGAAGUACCAGCAGAGACUGCAGGCCAUCGCUGAUAUUCUUCUCACUGGGACAACCACAGAAGAAAGGGAGAAGAGGAGGCAGCAGGAGGAAGAGGAGAGAUUACGACGCGAAGUGGAGGAAGAAUGGCUGAAGCUGGCCCAGCGCAAGAGGAAGUCCCUGAGGGACCAGUGGCUAAUGGACGUGCCUAAUGCCCCGGCUACAGAUGGCCCUGAGCCCCCAGCUCCCUUAUGGCCCCCAGCACAGAGAGCAGAGGGGCAGGACAACGAGGGCACUGAGGAAGGCGAGGGGAAUGCUCAGGAGGAGGAGGAAGAGGAGGACGAGACGACAGUCCAAGAUGGCAGACAGACAAACUCAACAGAAAACAAUGUACAUGCCCCAUGUCAGCCUUUGUGGGACAAAGACUGA